This is a messenger RNA of Lotus japonicus, 4428 nucleotides long. RefSeq lists its product as uncharacterized. NCBI's taxonomy places the organism in Eukaryota, Viridiplantae, Streptophyta, Magnoliopsida, Fabales, Fabaceae. The coding region runs from base 360 to 4163 and encodes 1267 amino acids. The transcript is spliced from 8 exons. The record is from RefSeq and is a predicted model, not a curated record.
CCCAUUUUUUCCAUUACACCCCAAACAAAAUCAAUCUCUCCCUCAUUCACAGACGCACGCAGUCUCAUCUCACCCACCUCCCAAAUCUCAUUUCAUCAUCUUCUUCCUCAUCGACCCAAAACCCUUCCCUCUCUCUCUCGCUCUCUCAAUUUCGAUCGCUGUUCAUCGGUUCCCAAUUCUUCCCUCAGAUUCAAUUCCGAAACCGAUUAUCAUUUCGAUCUAUUUACUGUUCGCGGUUUCAAUUUCGCAUCGAUUUACGCUUUAUCUAGUUUUUUUGUAUCCGAUUGUUGAUUGAUAUUGAUUUCUCGCAAUCGGUCAUGAAAGUAGGAAGCAUUGUUGUUGGAUGAAUUUCGGAGAGUAUGAAAAUGCCUGGAUUAGCCACAUCACCGUCGUCCUGCUCACUUUCUGCCAAUGGGUUUUGGGCUAAGAAUUCUGACUAUGUUAGCUACAAUCAGCUUGAGAAGUUCUGGAGUGAGUUGCCACCGCAAGCUCGGCAAGAACUGUUGAGGAUAGACAAGCAAUCCCUUUUUGAGCAAGCUCGUAAAAAUAUGUACUGCUCCAGGUGCAAUGGAUUGCUUCUUGAAGGUUUUUUGCAGAUUGUUAUGUAUGGGAAAUCUUUGCAGCAGGAAGGGGUGGGUUCUCACUCUCCUUGCAACGCACCUGGAGGUUCUAAAAAACAAAACAAUGGUGGAUCUAGCAUUAUGAAAGGGUGUGAAGAUGGAGUUCAAGAUCCAUCUGCCCAUCCUUGGGGAGGUUUGACCAUAGCCCGUGAUGGUUCAUUGACACUUGUAAACUGCUACUUGUUUUCAAAGUCUUUGAAAGGACUACAAAUUGUAUUUGACGGGGCACGUGCAAGGGAGCGAGAACGAGAACUACUUUAUCCUGAUGCUUGUGGUGGGGCAGGCCGUGGUUGGAUAAGCCAAGGAAUUGUGAGUUAUGGCAGAGGACAUGGGACAAGAGAAUCUUGUGCCCUGCACACUGCCAGACUUUCAUGUGAUACAUUGGUGGAUUUUUGGUCAGCACUGGGAGAGGAGACCCGCCUAUCUCUUCUAAGGAUGAAGGAAGAAGAUUUUAUCGAGAGACUUAUGUACAGGUUUGAUAGCAAGAGAUUUUGCAGAGAUUGUAGAAGAAAUGUUAUUAGAGAAUUCAAGGAACUAAAAGAACUGAAGCGCAUGCGUAGAGAACCUCGUUGCAGCAGCUGGUUUUGUGUUGCUGACUCAGCCUUCCAGUACGAGGUAUCUGAUGACUCAAUUCAAGCCGAUUGGCGUCAGACAUUUGCUGAUACGUCGGGAGUUUACCAUCACUUUGAGUGGGCUGUGGGGACAUCUGAAGGAAAAGCUGACAUUUUGGAAUUUGAAAAUGUUGGUUUGAAUGGAUGUGUUAAAGCCAGUGGCCUGGACCUUGGUGAUUUGAAUGCAUGUUUCAUCACCCUCCGAGCUUGGAGAUUAGAUGGACGCUGUAGUGAACUUUGUGUUAAAGCUCAUUCAUUGAAAGGUCAACAGUGUGUACAUUGCAGAUUAAUUGUAGGAGAUGGUUACGUCACAAUCACAAAAGGGGAAAGUAUCAGUAGAUUCUUUGAGCAUGCUGAAGAGGCAGAGGAGGAAGAGGAUGAUGAUUCAGUUGACAAGGAUGCAAAUGAGAUUGAUGGAGAAUGUACUCGUCCCCAAAAGCAUGCAAAAAGCCCUGAACUUGCUCGUGAAUUUCUGCUGGAUGCUGCCACUGUUAUUUUCAAAGAACAGGUUGAAAAGGCUUUUAGAGAAGGAACAGCUCGCCAAAAUGCACACAGCAUUUUUGUUUGUCUUGCACUGAAACUGCUGGAGGAUCGGGUGCAUGUAGCAUGCAAAGAAAUUAUUACAUUAGAAAAGCAGGUAAAACUUCUUGAAGAAGAAGAAAAGGAAAAACGUGAGGAAGAAGAACGCAAGGAACGGAGAAGGACAAAGGAAAGGGAGAAAAAGCUUCGGAAGAAGGAAAGACUAAAAGGAAAGGAAAAAGACAAAGAAAAAAGGUGUUCCGAAUCAAAUGAUGUUCUUGAUUCUUCUGAAAUCUCGAAGGAGGAAAUGUCUGCAAUUGCUGAUAAGGAGCAAAAUAACCCUAUUAGCUGCAUAAAUUCAGAUGUUGAAACAGAUGGAGCUAAUAGACUGAGGGAUGAUUCUACUGACAUCCAUGAGAAAGAAUCCUCUAGCGAGUAUAAUUCGUUGAACACACAACAACACUCUUCUGAUGAUUGUGAUGAAGAAUAUGCCAAUACAAAAGAUGAGACAGAUCAGUCUACAGUUGAAGAAUCAAUGCUUUCUCAUAGAAAACCGAGAUGCAGGAAAGAAUAUCAACUGGAUAUGCCUAUGAAGUGGUCUGACAGACGCAGAUAUGCCAUUGUUUCAGAAAAUGGUGUGAAUGUGGGCAGAUCUGAUCCAAGACACUUUGGAGAGAGUUUUGUGACAUCAUCCAGGGUAAUCAACGGAGUGAACCGGCAAUCUCGGGUAAAUGUUCCAAAUAAACCCAAUGGUCGAAAUGUUGGUCCCAAGUAUAGUGAGAAGUUCUACAGUUCCAAGAACUGGAUGAGUGACAAAUCUGAUAUUCAUUCUUGCAGUUGUAGUCUGAGUAAUGAUUAUAGCAUAAAGGUUGAGCAACAUUCUCCCAUGACUAGAGUUAGUCGAGAGACAAAACCUGCCAGUGAGUCUGAUUCUACAGGAGAUGCAUCUAAGCAGUUUUAUCGUGGUUCUAAGUAUAAUCAAGCAGACUAUAUACAUGAAAGUAGUGGAAGAUCCAAAAGCAAAAUCAUCACGGGGAACUAUCCUGGCAGGGAUUUAUAUCAACCAAAGAAAGUUUGGGAGCCUACGGAUUCUCUAAAGAAAUAUCCCCGUAGUAAUUCAGACUCUGAUGUUUUGAAGUCCACUGAAGUCCAAGGUGCUCCGUCUGAUCUGAUCAAGUCAUCUAUUGGGGAAGCUGUUUAUUCAGGUAAAAAUGAUUAUGGGGAUUGUAAUUCCAAGCAAUUAAGUGGAAUGGAUGAAGGCUGUCAAAAUGAUUUUCAUGAGGAAGCUGAAGGUUCUUGUAGCUCUACAGAAAUUACAUCUGAGGAACAUGGAAUAUCCUCAAGUGGAGGCCCUGCCUUGAAUAAUUCUUCUGAUCCUGCUCCAAGUAGCAGUUGUAGUUCGGAUAACUACUCAUCAUGUCUAAGUGAGGGUGAUAAUAAUACAAACUCAUCAAAGCGCGGAAAUCCAGAAUCCUCAACCACAUCAGAUUCAGAAGAUGUUAGCCAACAAUAUGAAGUUAAAGAUAAUUCAGCUUGUGUGGAAAAUGUCUUGUCUGAUUGUCAUAAAGUUGCUGUGGAGAAUAACCAGAAUGCAAAUGGUGAAGGUUUGGCAAGAAGUUCAAGUUCAUUGAUUUCUCCAUCCUUGGAUGUUACAAGAAGUGAUACAUUGAGGAAUGUUGUUGAAGUUGGCCAAAAUUAUGAUAAUGGUUUUUCCACCACUAAUGUGUGUUCUCAACCUCAAAGCAUGCUUCCACCGCUGUCAAACCAACAUAUUCAAUUUCCAGUGUAUCAAGCUCCUUCAACAAUGGGCUAUUUCCAUCAACAUCCAGUUUCAUGGACAGCAGCUCCCCCAAAUGGAUUGAUGUCCUUCCCGCACCCAAAUCACUAUUUAUAUGCUGGCCCUCUUGGAUAUGAGGACCCCCGCUUCUGCUUGCACUAUGGUGCCUUACAGCAACCUGCGCCCUUAUUUACCCCUGCUGUUCCAGUUUAUCAGCCAGUUCCCAGAGCUAAUGUCUUAAAUGCAGAGGAAUGGACUCGAGCAUCCAAGAUUCCUUCAUUGCAACAGCAUCAUACUGGAUCUAUUGCAGAGAGUACUGUACCGGCCGGAACAAAUGCCAAAAUUCCAGCAUUCAAUGGAGAAGUUAAACGUGAUAGUUCUGCCAUGUCACAGGAGAACAACAGUGACUUUUCCUUGUUUCAUUUUGGGGGGCCUGUAGCCCUUUCAACAGGUUGUAAAUCGACUCUUGCAUCUUCGAAUGGUGGCACUAUUGGCGAUUUCAGGACAAAAAGUUCAGAAGAUCAUGUCGAAAGUGUCCAUACUUGCAAUAAGAAAGAGACUACCACCAUGGAGGAAUACAACUUGUUUGCAGCAAGUAAUAACUUAAGGCUUUCAUUUUCUGAAAUGAUAAAGUGAGAAGCAUAAGGUGGCUGUCGUUGAAUCCAGUCCCUAUCUUCAUACAUAGUAAUGGAGGUUUGAUACAUGGUUUUUCGGUAAACAAUAAGUUUCCUUUCAGAACUUCCAAUUUUAUCCUAUAGCUUGAUUAGUUAAUUGUUGAACAUUUUGUCUAUUUUUUCUUUCUUUGUUGUAGAGAAAGAUUACGAGUGUUGGUAUUUUGAAGUUUUUUUCUGUGAGGAUAUAAUUACCCCAAAUUUACAGUGAAACUUUGUUUUCUUCGCAA